UUUCCUAAACCAUGACAGGAGAGUCGGGAGAGUGGCGAAGGUGAGCAUCAGGACCACAAACACAACAAUGGCUGUGAUGACCAUGUGCUGGAGCACGUCUGCUGGAGGGGGGGGGCGGGGCCGCUUGCAUGCUGUAAAUGCUGGCGGCGAAUCCCAAUGGCAGAAAGAACACCGUCGAAUAGGUGAAAUACUUGAUGUUGUCAUUCUGGCGGAAACUCCGCUCGCUGAUAUAUUGAUUAUACUUGUUCUUGCGCUCCUCCGUAAGAAAAUUCAGAGACUUGGACAACGAGGCGACCGUGCUCUGGUGGGAUUUCAGGUCACGCUCGGCUUGGUGGCCUAGGUUGAAUGCGAUGUUGAUCGCCUCCCGGUACUUCUUCUCGUCUUUGUUGGUCCAACGUGGCUGCGCCGUUCAACGGUCUUUGACCCUAGAGUUCCAGCGAUCGACGUUCUCGGAGACGCUUCUCAAGUCCUGACUUAAGUAUUCUAGAACUUCAUGGAGCGCGGCCCAUGCCCUCAGAGAGUCAAAGAAGACCUUGGUAUUGAAGUUUGGCUAGAGAAUGCUCGUCCUUGAGGCUUUGGUUCCGGGUCUCAUGACGAAGCUGUUCGCGAAUACUCUGAAUGAUGGUCGAGAUGCUUCGGUUGCACUGAUCGAGGAUUCGAUAACACAAAAGUAGCUCAAGGACCUUCCUCUGCUGCCAGACAUUCUCGUUCCCCUCUCUAAAAAGGUCUCUCAUAAAGCUUCCGCAUAAGAACUCCUUCAUG
This is a messenger RNA of Aspergillus uvarum CBS 121591, 762 nucleotides long. RefSeq lists its product as uncharacterized. The transcript has a single exon. The record is from RefSeq and is a predicted model, not a curated record. Lineage: Eukaryota; Fungi; Ascomycota; Eurotiomycetes; Eurotiales; Aspergillaceae. Bases 68 to 340 code for a protein of 90 amino acids.